AUGAAUGGCUUAGAAAUGGACUUAAUUGCUCAAUGGAUACUUGAAGCCUGGCACAAUGUUGAUUUCAAUUUUAUACAAAAAGCCUUUAAAGUUUGUGGCAUAUCUAACUCACAAGAUGGUAAAAAAGAUUAUUUAAUUUUUGACUAUGAUAAACUUGGUCAAUGUACAAAUUUACGCAACUACAUAUAUACACAAGAUGAGUUUGAAAACUAUGGUGAAAGUUCAAGUGCAAGUGUUAACGAAAGUUCAAGCGCAAGUAUUAGUGAAAGUUCAAGUGCAAGUAUUAGUGAAA
This is a messenger RNA of Racocetra fulgida, 292 nucleotides long. The record is from the annotation of a GenBank genome assembly. Lineage: Eukaryota; Fungi; Glomeromycota; Glomeromycetes; Diversisporales; Gigasporaceae.